CGCACGCCUGCUGCUGCCGCGACAGGAGACGAGCUAAGCCAUGAGGCUGCUGGAGGCUUCACCGAAGCAGAGGGGCCAAGAAACAGAGCAGAAGGACGCCGUCGUCGUGGCAGGCAUUGAGGCAGUGUGCGAGCCGUCCCCGCAGCUGAUGAUGCCGCCGCUCAACUUCGCCAUGGUCGACGACGGCAUCUUCCGCUCGGGGCUCCCCGCCGCGGCCAACUUCCGGUUCCUGCUCUCCCUCAGCCUCCGCUCCAUCGUGUACCUGUGCCCGGAGCCGUACCCGGAGGAGAACGCGCGGUUCCUCGGGCGCGCCGGGAUCAAGCUCCACCACUUCGGCAUCCAAGGCCAAAAGGAACCGGUUGUCAACAUCCCUGAAGAAACCAUCCGAGAGGCGCUAAAAGUCAUCCUGGACGUAAGAAACCACCCAUUGCUCAUCCACUGCAAGAGAGGCAAGCACCGGACGGGCUGCGUGGUGGGGUGCCUGAGGAAGCUGCAGAAGUGGCGCCUGUCCUCGGUGUUCGACGAGUACCACCAUUUCGCGGCGGCCAAGGCGAGGAAGACCGACCAGAGGUUCAUGGAACUCUUCGACACCUCAAGCUUGCUCCAGGCCCCGCCGCCGCCGCCGCAGGCUGCGAAGAUGGAGGCGGAGAAGCUGAAGCCGCCCCCGUCGUCGGGCGAGGCCAAGAAGCCAGGCGGCAUCCCCCGCGUCUGGUCCACCGACGACGAGGUCCACAUCCUCGAGGCCCUCGUCGCUCACCGCCAGGAGCACGGCGUGCUGCCACAGCCCGACGCUCUCAUGGAGGCCCUCGCCGGCAAGCUCGACAACCGAGCCUACGGCAGCAAGGAGCUCCAGUCCAAGCAAGCUACUCUGAGGCAGCGGUACAACAAUGCCAUCAAGAGGGGUGAGGUGCCGACGAAGGAACACGACCGCCAGCUCUACGACCUCUCCAACAUCAUAUGGGGCAGCGGCAAGACUGCUGCGGCGAAGGCGAACGGCGACGAGCCUAGGAGUUUCGCCGAGAUGUGUGAGCUGUACCCAUACCUGGCAGAGGAGGUGAAGGAGCUGGAGGCGGGACACCCUGGCCUGUUCAAGAGGGAGUUCGGGAAGAUGGACGACGACAAGGCACGAGCGAUGGACACCAAGAUCAAGAGGCAGAGGCUGGUGCAGAUGAAGGUGGAGAUGCGCCGCGGCGACCUCGCCAAGGAGGUGAGAAAGACACUCAUCGAGCUGCUCGACUGAAGGGGGCAGGCUGGUAACCAAACUUACUGGGGAUCACUGGAAAUUGAUAUUUUGUGCUAGAACUGCAAAUUGUGGCGUGUUUGGUGGUAUAAGGAUGUUUGUGUGCGACGAGAGUGUAUGCUAGAACUCCAGACUCCAGAGUACUAUGUUUUGGUGGUGUUAGAUUGUUUCUCUGAUGAUAUAGUCCAUGGUGCAAGUUUAUUUCCUAUUUUCGUAUGAUUAGGGAGACAGGUAGUCCAACAUUCAGAAAACUGGUGCAAGAGUAUUUCUUAUUUCCGUA
Messenger RNA from Brachypodium distachyon (stiff brome), 1520 nucleotides. RefSeq lists its product as uncharacterized. The record is from RefSeq and is a predicted model, not a curated record. Gene Ontology annotation, cellular component: cytoplasm. The coding region runs from base 41 to 1240 and encodes 399 amino acids. Gene Ontology annotation, molecular function: phosphatase activity. Gene Ontology annotation, biological process: regulation of DNA-templated transcription; protein dephosphorylation. The transcript is spliced from 7 exons. Lineage: Eukaryota; Viridiplantae; Streptophyta; Magnoliopsida; Poales; Poaceae.